Messenger RNA from Chlorella variabilis, 666 nucleotides. RefSeq lists its product as hypothetical. The annotation marks the transcript as partial. The transcript has 4 exons. Gene Ontology annotation, biological process: mannosyl-inositol phosphorylceramide biosynthetic process. NCBI's taxonomy places the organism in Eukaryota, Viridiplantae, Chlorophyta, Trebouxiophyceae, Chlorellales, Chlorellaceae. Gene Ontology annotation, molecular function: mannosyltransferase activity. The record is from RefSeq and is a predicted model, not a curated record.
AGCUCCGCGGUGCCCCGGGUGAUCCACCAGACCUGGCAGACCACCGAGGUGCCGCAGAAGUGGGCGGCGGCACGGCAGUCGUGCAUCGACCUGCACCCCGACUAUGAGCACCGCCUGUGGACCGAUGCCGAUGGCCUCAAGUUCAUAGAGGACCACUACCCCUGGUUCCUGCCCACCUACCUGUCCUACCCCUACAACAUCCAGCGCGUGGAUGUGCUGCGCUACUUCAUCCUGCACAAGCUGGGCGGCAUCUACAUCGACCUGGACAUGGGCUGCCGGCACAGGCUCGACUUCCUGCUGCACCACAACUUCACCGCCCCCAUGACGCACCCGGUGGGCAUCUCCAACGACGUCAUGGCCGCAGUGCCGGGGGACGCCUACCUGGCGCACGCGCUGCCCCGCCUGGCGCGCUGGAACCGAUGGAUGGGCAUCAAGUACAUCCAGGUCAUGUUCAGCACGGGCCCAAUGUUUCUGACGGUGCAGUACAGCCUGUUCCCGGGGCGGGGCGAUGUCGCCAUCAUCCCCAAGCCCACCUACGGCAAGUACGACUUCACCGGGGACGCGUACUUCUACCACCUGCACGGUAGCUCCUGGCACGCAGACGACGCGCAGCUCAUCUUCUGGCUGGACCGACACAAGCUGGUGCUGGUGCUGCUGGGCAGCCUG